Sorghum bicolor (sorghum) is the source of this 2649-nucleotide messenger RNA. Its product is annotated as putative disease resistance protein RGA4. Gene Ontology annotation, biological process: defense response to other organism. Gene Ontology annotation, molecular function: ADP binding. Bases 1 to 2649 code for a protein of 882 amino acids. NCBI's taxonomy places the organism in Eukaryota, Viridiplantae, Streptophyta, Magnoliopsida, Poales, Poaceae. The record is from RefSeq and is a predicted model, not a curated record. The transcript is spliced from 7 exons.
AUGGCAAGGUGCCGCUCGCGGUGGGGAUGGAGGCGGCUCGAGCGCGGCGGCGGACGAAGGGACCACGCUGGGCUGCUAGAGCUCGUCCGUGCAAAGGGGCCACCGCGUGCUCUCGAGCAGGGACGAGCAGUCGUGCGGGAUGAGCUAUGGGAGGAUGAGCAGGGGCUCACGGGGGAGCCAUGGGAAGGGAUCUUCUCUAGGCUAUCAAACCGAGUCGACGUCGGGGAACAUGGAGGAUCAAGAGACAUAUCCUUUGGACUCCCCAUGGCGAAGGAUGCACCGGAGAACUUGCAGAGUGACCUUAAAGGCUUGGAGGAUAAACUUCUGGAAGCAUAUGAUCUCAUUGACCGAGCAGAGUGGAGGAGCCAUAAGAACAGUGUGGCAAAGCUCCUUCCAAUACUGAAGGAUCUAACGUAUGAUGCAGAGGACCUUCUAGACGAGUUCAGAUGGUACGAUAUGAAGGUCAGAGUAGAAGGGGAAGCUAUCCAGCUAUCUCCUUUCGUUGAAUUCUUUCAUAGCAUUGUCCAUGGCAGCUUCAACAAAGUGACUGAUAUCCAGAAAAGGAUAGGUAAUGUUUCUAGCCUCCUUGAGAGGGUGGGCCGCUUGCAUGAGUUAACUCCACGGUUUGAUAAAACCCUCAGGCCAGUGACCACUUCUUUCCGCACUGAGCGAAAGAUAUUUGGCCGUCAGAAGGAAUUGAAGGAAGUCAUCAGAUUGCUUGGUGUACCGAACCACAGUAGCAGUUCUUCUGCCAAACGGAAGAGAACUUCUAAUGCAGCCAAUAAUAAGCUAACGAUAUCAUCUGUUCAUGUUUUGCCAAUAGUUGGGAUCGGGGGUGUUGGAAAAACUACUUUGGCCCAAGAGAUCACCACAAAUCAAAGGGUCAAAUCCCACUUUGACAAAAUCAUUUGGAUUUGUGUCUCGGAUGAAUUUGAUGAGGAGAGGUUUACUAAAAUUCUCAUAAAAUCUCUAUCUGGCAGAGAGCCAACGUCUGAUAACUUAGAUGAUCUUCAACAACAUCUUGUGAAAAAUGUUGGCAAGAAAAGGUUCUUGCUCAUCCUUGAUGACAUUUGGCCUGCUGGCUUGGAGGAUGGGCAGCGCUGGAAGAAAUUUUGCGUGCCUCUCGAAAAUGUACUUCAAGGAAGUAUGUUGUUGGUGACUACUAGGUUUGCAGAGGUUGCUGAUACAGUAGGCACAAUGAAGUCCUUUGCAUUGGAAGGCUUGGAAGAUGGUGUAUUUUGGAAUUUUUUCAAACUAUGUGUGUUUGGGGCAGAGGAUUCAGAAAUUGAUCCAGAGUUAGAGCAGAUUGGUAGAAGCAUACUUCCAAAGCUGAAGGGCACUCCUCUGGCUGCUAAAACAAUCGGAAGGCUUUUACGAAAGAGCCUUAACACUGCACAUUGGAAUAAUAUACUGAACAAUGAAUUGUGGCAGAUUGAUCAAAAGGAGACUGACAUUUUGCCAGCUCUUCGGCUGAGUUACAUGUAUUUACCAUUCCAUUUGAAGAGAUGCUUCUCAUUCUGUGCUGUAUACCCCAAAGAUUAUAACUUUGACAAGGACAGUCUAGCUGAGAUCUGGGUGGCAGAAGGAUUUGUUGAGCCUCAAGGUAGCAUUCCACUUCAACAUAUUGGUUAUGGGUACUUUGAAGACCUCGUGAAUUUGUCUUUCUUCCAGGAACACCGUGGUCAUUAUGUUAUACAUGACUUGAUGCAUGACAUGGCCCAGCUGGUUUCAAAGGAGGAAUGCUUCAUUUUAAAGAAUGAGAGUGACUUAAAAAAUGUUCCAGAAAAUGUUCGCCAUCUAUUAAUACUUAAGAGCAGUAUCAAGUCAUCAGGCUUACGGAUCUUAUGCAAGUACAAAAAGCUGCGCACCCUACUUUGUGACAAGGGUCUCAUGGGUAACACUCCAGAUUCAAUGAUUGAGCAGUGGUUUAGUGAGCUUCGGAGCCUGCGUGUCAUUCGUUGUGCCUCCAUUAAGGAAUUACCGGAGAGUAUACGAAAUCUGAAGCAUCUACGGCAAUGCGAAUUUGAAAUAUUGCCUAGUGGUUUCAGUAAGCUAAUCAGUCUGCAGAAGUUUGAAUCAACUGUUCGUGGAAUGGAAGUUGAUGCUGCAAAGUGGGAAGAGGGAAUUCGAUGUUCAGAGCACAAUGAAAUAGAAGUAUGCCAAGCUCUACAUCCUCCUGUCAGCGUCAAGUCUGUGCACCUAGAUGGUUAUCCAGGGAAACAUCUUCCUAGCUGGUUUCCUGGUUCUUCUGGACCCGAGGACAUGUCAUUUCCAGACAUACCUGCUGUUACAGUUGACAACAACAAUGGUGCAGUUUUCUCAUCACUAACAGAGAAGUUGGAAACUCUUGAUGACCUCCUAACACAGGAAUACCUCCCAGCCAUCAAAAAAAUUAGUUUUGUGGAUUGCUGCCUGCAGGACCUCACAUCCCUCGAAACACUAGACAUGCGUUCAUGUAAAGGCAUAGUAUCUGUUCCAGGCGACCUGUGGGGUAAUCUCAAAUCACUUCAGACGUUAAUGAUUCGUAAUUUUCCAGACCUUGUAUCGAUUGGUGGACCAACAGCAAUUGCAAACAUAAAUGAAGUACUCAUUGACCACUGCUGGAAGUUGAAGGAAAUAGAGCAGCCCCUACGCAGAGGUUUUCGGUAA